Molecule: messenger RNA, 1505 nt
Organism: Helianthus annuus (common sunflower)
Lineage: Eukaryota; Viridiplantae; Streptophyta; Magnoliopsida; Asterales; Asteraceae
Product: E3 ubiquitin-protein ligase CIP8
Exons: 1
Coding region: 143-1342 (399 amino acids)
Biological process (GO): protein ubiquitination
Cellular component (GO): cytoplasm
Molecular function (GO): ubiquitin protein ligase activity
Source: RefSeq, a predicted model, not a curated record
CUAAACCAACGGCUAGAUCACACCCAAUGACUCACAAUCCCAAACUCCAUCCAACGAUUCACACUCACCCGGAUCUUCCCACCAUACAAAACCAUUUGCUGCCACCACUCACCAAAAUUCCUCUUCUUAUCCCACGGCGGCAAUGGCCGGAAUCUCGCCAGCACCGUCAUCUCCACCGCCGGCUGCAUCCAUCACUCCAGAUCCAACACAAUACUGGUGCUACCAGUGCAACAAACGCGUGCCUGUUGAAACCCUAGCUGAUCACCCUGACGUCAUCUGUUUCGAGUGCAAAAACGGAUUCGUUGAGUCGAUCGCAGUUUCUUCUCACGAUCGGCAACUUAACGAUGAAGAAACUGAAAAUGAGACUCCGGCUUUUGGUAACGAGUUUCUUCAUAUUCUCAGGUUAAUCGCUAUGGCGGCGCGUGAGGAUGACGAACCGCCUCCUCCUCCUCCUCCGCCUCUUUCUGAUCGUCCUCCCGUUGACAACGAUUAUGUUCGAAUCGAGCUGGAUCGCUGGAACAACGGUGACGUCAUCGAACGCGACGGUGACGAAGCGGAUCUGGUACAAGUAGGUCAAGUUAGGGCUCAAUUUGAUGAUAAUAAUAAUAAUAGUAAUAAUAAUGAUGAAGAAUAUGAUGAUAUUAAUAAUAAUAAUGAUGAUGAGGAUGAUGAUGAUGAAGAAGCUACUGAUAAUCAAAACGAGAACGAAGAAGAAGAUAAUGAUGAUGAUGAUUAUAGCUAUAAUAAUUACGAUGAGGAUGAUUUGAUUCAACGAGAACGGCGUGACGUACUCCGUUUACGGCUCCGAGACUUUGCGAGCCGAGCUGCGAGCCGUCGGAAUCGGAUUUUGGAUUGGGCGGAGAUUCUAAUGGGACUGGAGGAUCAAUCGGUUGAAUUUAGGUUACAAGUGGCUGGAGAAGAUGAUGUAUACGUUGGAAAUCCUGGAGAUUAUGUUGAUGCAGCUGGAUACGAAGCGUUAUUGCAAACGCUAGCGGAGAGUGAUAGCGGUGGGAGGAGAGGCGCUCCGCCUGCUGCGAAAUCGGCGGUUGAAGGUUUGUUAACAGUUGAGGUGAAGUCGAGUGAUAUGGAGACUUGUGCUAUUUGUAAAGAUAGAGUGUUUAAUUGUGAAGGAAAAGUUGUGAAGCAGUUGGAGUGUGGGCAUAUGUAUCAUGGUGAGUGUAUAGUUUGUUGGUUGGAUGCGAAGAAUUCGUGUCCGGUUUGUAGGUUUGAGUUGCCUACUGAUGAUCCUGAGUAUGAAGAGGAUAGGAAGAAGCGAUCCGUGACGGUUGCUGCAGCAGCAGCUGAUCGUGGUUGUUCAUCGAGUUCAGGUGGUGCUGAUUAACGCGUGGUACGUAUGCAUUUCUCAUUGAUGUUUUGCUUCAGAAGUUUGAGUGCUGGUUUCUUGUGUUCUGUUUGUUGUAAAUACUUGUUUACUCUGUUUGAUUAUUGGUUUCAUAUGAUUAUGUAUAUUUAUAAUAAAUUAGAUUUAUGAUUUUUAGCUAUGC